CUUUUAGAUGAAGUUUUCAAAUAUUGAAACAAUUGCUGACCUUGCUAUGAGGGAUUGUAUGUGUUAUUGAUCAAUUUCUGCAUGCACUCCAUAAAUUUCUGGACGACAAUGUUCUAGAAAAAAAAAUAUUAAGUAAGCCAUAAAAUAAUAUUGAUGCAUCUCAUCAUAUCUGCCUAUGAACUAGGAAUUUUUUGAAAAUCUAUAUGCGACUAAUUAAGCUAAUUGCGGUGUCAAACUUGGUUGUCGAGUCAUAAGUAAGCGAAUCUGCCAACGAAAGCAAAUAGAUCUUUAUGUUAAGAUAGCAGAUCAACAAUCUUUAACUCUUACUUUUCUAAAGACAUGGGUUCGAUUCCCAUUAGAAAUUAAUUAUCUCAAUCAUUUACAAUGAAUGUUGUUAAUAAAUGACUAAUGCUCAUAUCUAAUAAGUCUGAAUAGUUUUAAGAAAGUUUAAUUAAUUUAAGAUUCGAUUGAAAAUAAUAAAAUGCAUUCGCCAGACAAAACAAAAAAAUUAAAUACAUUAAGUUCAUCAAGUAUUUCACGUAUGAAGGUGUUUUCCCAAACGUAAUACAAACACAGAUGAUGGUAUUGUAUGGGAAAUGUUAAAUCCCUGCUUAAUAAAAGCGCCACCUUUGGGACAAAAUGAGAUUUAAAAGUGAUAUCAUGUUUUACCUGAUGAUAUAUAGUUUUGUUAAUUAUAUUGAUAAGUCGGUUAAUUUAAGAUAAUUGCAAAUUUGAUUUUAAUAAAACUUAUUUAUUUUUGAAAUAAAAGAUUUUGGCAUAAAAGGAAGAGUCAUAAAAUGGUAAUUAAUCGUGUUCUCAGAAAACAAUAAAUUUGGGUUGUGAAGUAGUUUUUCAGUAAUCGGGCAUCACUAAAAUUUUGACGAAAAAAAAUGUUUCAAACUAAGAAUAAAAUUAAAAUUUCAAGUUUUCAGUGUUAAUUGAUGAAUUUCUCUAGAAAUGGUAGGCGACUAAUGCAUUAAGUAAAGUGAAAAACACAAGCGCAUCAAGUUUUAACACGGAGCUCUUUUUAAUUAUGAAAAAAAAGUCUCAAUGAAUCCAAAAAUGAUGGCGCUCAGAUUGUUUUGUUUGAAAAUGAAAAAAAUUUUAAUCAUGAAUAUUAGGACUAAUUAAAUGCAUAUUCAUGUAAUAGCCCGUAAAUGGUUCGUAAAUAAGUCCAUUCAUGUGAGAAAAAAAUUAAAAAUUUUGCAAAAAGUUUGCUAAAAAGUGUAAUGGAAAAGUUGAUAUUAUAUGCAUGUUUGUUUGUAUUGGAUAUUCACAAAUACAUUCAAAAAUAUUGACAUGACAUAGGAGAUGCGUAAAAUAAAAAAUUAUGGAAAAAUUAUUUUCAUUCUAAAAUGUUUGAUAAAAGAUAUCCUUUUGAUGUGCGAUUUUGUUCAUUUCUUCAAAAUGCACCAGCCCAAAUCAUUUUGACAUCUCAAAUCCAGGCAUUUCGAGAGAUAAUUCCAAUAUAAAUAUAUAGACGUGCAUUUCUUAUGGUUCAUGAUAAAUCUAUCAAAAAAAAUCGUCCAAAUGAAAAAAAGAAGAAAGAAUGUAAAAAUCCAAAAAAAAAAAGAUGAAAAAAAUAAUAGAAUGGAUAUUGUGAAUGAAAUGACGAGAAAUUGUCGCUGCAAUCAGCCAAUAUAAAAUUUAAAUUUUACUUAUAAAAAAAAAAUAUUUUACAUCCCAAAAAAAAAUUAAUGAAGUUAAUUAUGCAUAUGUUCUUUCAGAUGCUUUUAUUGCAUGUACAUUUGAUAUAAUUUUGAAGCAUACAAAAAACUUACGUGAAAAAGAGAUAAAAAGCAGUAGAAAAUAUGUCGCAACGGGGGAAGCGACCGAAUUGUCACAAUCCUGUUGAUGGCCCAUCGCCUUCCAAGAGGCGUAAGGGACGUCCCCCCACAAUUUCAAUUGAUUCACAUGAGGAGUUUACAUCACCUACGAAUGGUGGAUCGUCCACUAUUUGGCAAGCUAGACCGCAUUUGGAUUUAAAAAUGUCUAGUAUAUAUAAUCGAAGUGCACCUGAAGCACCAGCAGAACUAUUUAGGAAGGAUCUUAUCAGUGCCAUGAAAUUGCCAGACUCAGAGCCUCUCUCUCACGAAGAAUAUUGGGUGAUAACAGAUCAAUGGAAACAAGAAUGGGAGAGAGGUGUGCAAGUACCAGUCAAUCCUGAUUCUCUGCCUGAGCCCUCAGUUCGAUUAAAUAAUGAGAAUUAUUAUAAAGCACGACAAGAUUUUAAACUUCCUAAAAAUAAAUACAUACGUAUCACAAAGGAUGAAAACUUUUCACAUGAUAAGCACUAUUUAUCAAAUACUCCAGCCAUUGCUGAUUCUGUAUGUAGUUACGAUUUAGAUCAACUUGACGAAGCCUGGCUCCAAGAGUUUAAUGGUGAACGAAGCAUGUGUGGUCUUCCACCUGUUAACGAGGAACAAUUUGAACGUAUUAUUGAAGAAUUAGAGACACGAUGUCAUGACAAAAUUCAAGCAAUAAUGAAGAGUGAAGAUGGAUUAGGUAUAGAGUACGAUGAGAACGUAAUCUGCGAUGUCUGUCGUUCACCGGAUUCAGAGGAAGCGAAUGAGAUGGUAUUCUGUGAUAACUGUAAUAUAUGUGUACAUCAAGCUUGUUAUGGAAUAACCACGAUACCGUCGGGUAAGCUAUCUAAAAUUCAUCUAGCAGGCCAAUGGUUAUGUCGAACGUGCUCUAUGGGACAGAAACCAGAUUGUGUCUUAUGUCCUAACAAAGGUGGUGCAAUGAAAUCUACGAGAUCUGGACAAAAGUGGGCGCAUGUAUCGUGUGCGCUAUGGAUACCAGAAGUUAGUAUCGGAUCAGUUGAUAGAAUGGAACCAAUCACAAAAAUCUCCAGUAUUCCUCAAAGUCGAUGGGCUUUAGUGUGUGUUUUAUGUCGUGAGCGAGUCGGUGCUUGCAUACAAUGUUCAGUCAAGACAUGUAAGACAGCUUAUCAUGUAACGUGCGCCUUUCAACAUGGCUUGGAAAUGCGUGCAAUAAUUGAAGAUGAGAAUGCCGAAGAUGGCGUUAAAUUGCGUUCGUAUUGUCAAAAACAUAGUGUCAAAAAGGAACCAAAAAAUAGUGCCAAGACAAAAACUGAGAAACCAACAGCACCUGCAUGCUCGGCGUCUGAAGAUGAAGAAAAAACGAAUAAGCGUAAGAUUAGAAAGGAAAUGACAUCGGAGGAGAGAAAUCAUGCAAGACUCGCACGAUUAGUUGAAAUUCAGUCAGAAUUUGAUAAGCAUGUUAGUGUAAAAGACAUUAGUUGUCAUUUGUUAGAUGUUGAUCAAGAAGGAAUUAAUCAUAUUUAUAAUUAUUGGAUAUUAAAACGAAAAGCCGGUGGAAAUGACCCACUUCUUCUUCCCAAGAGCGGUGAUGUUGAGUGUAUGUCUCAAUCUGACCAGGAACAAGCCGAUGUUGAGAAGAUGAAAAUGUUUGUGCAUUUACGACAGGAUCUGGAAAGAGUUCGAAAUUUGUGCUACAUGGUUUCGAGGAGGGAGAAAUUGUCACGAUCAUUCUUUAAGAUGCGUGAGCAAAUCUUCCAUAAACAAAUUUCUAUCUUAAGUAACCAUAGAAAGACUACUAAAUUAGAUGAUGAGUCACUAAAAGCCAUUCUAGAUGCAAACCAUGGUCCAUCUAUUUAUGACGUACUGUACUCUAGUAAUUCAAUCAAAGAUUCUAGAGUUUUGAGAAUAGACGAAAUGAUAGAUAUGAUUCUCGGAAAUAAUGUCUCUACUACUACUACAACUACUACUAAACCCAACAAAUCAUUACUAGAAAUAAAUGGCAACGUUAAGAAGGAGAAAAUGGAUGCGAUUUCAAGAUAUAGUAAAUUAUUUAAUGGUGGCAAUACGAGUUCGAAUAGAAAAUAUAAUUAUGAUAGUAUAACAAGUGAUACAGAUGAAUCAGCAACUAAGCAAUCUAGACGAAAAAGUCAUAUUACAUCGUCAUCGUCAGCAGAAGAUGAACCACCACCACCACAAACAUUACAAAGAUCUCCGACUAGGUCUAAAAAUCUUUCAUCUUCAUCAAAUCAACUCGCUGUUUCAGCAGCUAGCUCUGUUAAUAAUUCAAAUAUCACCACACCUACAUCAAAUGCUAACAAUCAACCAAAGAAGAAGGGUCGACCAUUGGGCUCAACGAAGCAAGCAACAGCUGAGAAACGUCGACUAUUGAACUCUAUAAGUCUAGUAAAAGAGAGUAAAUCGAAAGCUCAAAGCAUUGAUAGUUCAAGUGAAGAUGAUAUACCUCCUCCUCAUCCGAAAGUAAAAUCACCAUUAAGCACAAGGCAUCGUUUAAUGACAGAUGAUAAUCAGCAUUUAACAGACGAAAGUGAUGAACUCGUUCCAAUUCGAAAUAGUAGUGGACAUAGUAUUCCCACGCAAGGCGGUACAAUUAAGAAAAUUCACUCAUCAGCAAUAUAUUCAGAUAGUGACAGUAGUAGUACAGAUAAGGAUAACAGGACUGACUAUACAGUUAGUGAUUCUCAACAACAACCAUUUAGAACAAAAGCAGCUAUGAAAGAGUUUAAUGAAAAUGAAGUAAUACCGAACUUUAAUAAGCUUAAGAAAAUUCCGGAUGUUCAAGAGUCCACCACAUCUAAUAAGAAAAAUGCCAUGUCAAUCAAGAAAUCCUCGACGACACCAACACCGGUCACAUCACCUACACCUUCCAAAAAGCACGAUCUUCCUCCUCCCUCAUCUACUGUUAAGAAAGAUAUUAAACCAUCACCUGCAAAGGCUACAAAAUCAAGACGAAUGAGCACAAAACUUCAAAACAACAGUCUAUCGUCAGAUUCUGAAAUGGAAGAUACAAAGAAACCUCCAGCACAACCGAGUGUUAAAGACAUUUCAAAAGAAAGCAGUAGCAAUAAGGAACAAGAGAAGAAAUCAAAAACCCAAAAAGAUCAACAACCCAAGAAAGAUAUUCUUCCAGACUUUUUGGUUGUGCCGCAACGUGAAGCUGCAAAGAAAGCAUCUGAGAACUUGAUGAAAACCAAUUCCAGUUUGACGGUUCAAGCAAGUUCUGUAGUAGCUACCACAACAAAUGAAAAGCAUAAGCGUGAUGUUAAAGACAAAGUGGAAGAAGUUCCGAUUGCAACGACAAAAUCUAGUGAAAAUGAAAAAGAGAAACAGAAAGAAUUAAAGGAUAGCAAAUCCAAAUCAAGUAGGGCCACAAAAGAUAAAUCUAGAGCUGACAAGAAGGAAGAACAGAAGAAAACACAAGAAAAAACUAUCGAGAAGGAAAUUAAAGUUAAAGAAAAAGAGAAAGAAGAAAAAAUUGUUUCAGACUUUCCAUCAGAAUUUUUACCUUAUGUUCCACAACGACAAGCUGCAAAGAAGGCAGCUGAGCACAUCAAGGGCCUAGGAAACUCAUCAUUGCAACAAGCAAUAUCUGUAACGGAAGAGAAGCCAAAACAACCGACAACUUCGAGUGUAACUACAAAACGAUCAAUGCCUGAUAGGAGGAAAUCUAUGGCAGUUGACUUGUCUAGUUCAACAUCGAGCAGUUCAAGCUCCGAUUCUGAUGAAUCUGAUAGUGAGAGUGAUAAUAAAUCACAAAAACCAACAAAUACACCUACUAAAGUGACUAAAGCAACAACUAAAGCUAUAUCAACUCGUAGAACUUCUGUGGCAGCAACAGCAGCUAGUCUGAAACAGAAAACGAAAGACUCGCCCUUUCUUGACAAGGCAGCGAAAUCUUCCGUUCAUGUUGAAACUAGUUCGUCAUCCUCCUAUGAAUCCGAUUCGUCCAGUGACCGUGUUAAUACGACACGAUUACCUGACAAAAGAAAUAAGAAUAAACGAAAAAGCAUUGAACAGCCAGCAGCAACACCAACACCAUCAGCAGCUGCAAAAAAAGUCACCCCUGUAUCUCCUAAAAAGUCAUCUAACACAAUUAAAAAGGAAAGUGAUCAGAGACCACCAACACGACGAAUGUCGACAAUUACAAAACCAGCACCCAUUACUUCACCAUCAGUUAGUAGAACCAAUAGUAAAUCAGCACAGAAACCUCCUGAGCCGCCAAAACCUAUCGAACAGCAAGUCACAUCAUCCAGAAAGAGAUCCACAUCAACAGCAUCGCCACCUAAAGUAUCAAGUAAUAGUAAAUCCCGAGCUACUGAGUCCAGUAAGAGAGAUUUGGCUAAGUUGCCUGACAAAGAAAAAUCUUCUAAUGAUGUAAAGAAACCUGAAUCGAGAACAUCUACCCCUACACCAAUUAUUGCUGCACCAUCAAUUCAAACUGAAAAACAAACGACGACUAAUCAAAAGACUGAUUCAUUUGAAGUUGCAAAGAAGAGAAGAUCCUCUGUAGUAUCAACUCCAAAAUCUAAAGAUAAGGAAAUUCCUAAUGAUGAUAAGGAACAAAAGACCGUUGAGAUUGUAAAGGAACCAACUAAAGUUACAGUUGAAAGCAAUAAGACACCAAUUGAAGAAAAAGAGGUGGUAAUUGAACCCGAAGUACCAGUAAUAGAAAAAGAACAACCCGUUGUGGUCGAGAAGAAAAUCGAGCCCAUUCCAUUUUCAGACAUCAUUGAAAUUAACGAUGAGUCUGAGAAUGAUGAACAAAAGAAGCCAGUUAGAGCUGAAAUCAAAGAGAAUGAGAAGGAAAGUAGCAAAAAGACCGUUGAGAUUGUAAAGGAACCAACUAAAGUUUUUGAUGAUGAUAUUUCGGAAGUUAAAAUGGACAUAGAUGAGACGAUAUCAGAACCAAAACCACUGAUUAGUGUCAAGCAACAAAUUAUUCAAGAAUCAAAGUUCCCAACUUCUCCAAAGAUAAGUACUCCAAUGACGUCACCAAUGGUUUCAAUUCCAACUGAAAAUCUCAAUAGAAUGCAAGAAAAAUCAAAUGAAAGUAAACAAUUAAUAAAUGAACCUUUCAAAAGCAUGCCAAUUACCAGUAGACAGGAAACAUCUACAUCAAAUAGCAAUACAAUAUUUGAGCCGAUUAAACCACUUAGCAUUGAGGAUACUGAACGAGAAUCAUACAAUUUGAUAGAAAAAUUAAAGAAAAAUAAGAAGCCAACUAAUGCGACAGUUAUUUCCGAUAACAAUAAUGUUUCUAUCGAGAAACCAAUUGAACUUUUGAAGCCUUGUAUGAUGCAGAAUGAAAAUACACCUAAGCAUGAUAACUUUGAUCAAAUAGUACAGCCUCAAAUUCCAUUGAGACCUCUAAAUGCAUCUCCACUAACGGAAUGUAAUGAACUGAAAAAAUUAUCUCCAUGGCAUCAACAGCAGCAACAACAACAACAACAACAACAACAACAGCCGCCGCAGCAAGCUCAAAGUCAUCCAAUUAAUGAGAAUACAAAUUUCCCUCAAAGAAAUAUUUUGACCUCAUCAUGCAACAAAUUAAAUUCACCAAUGGAACAAACAUCUACUCCUCCAUCCUGUAUGGUCAUUGAACAGCAACAAAAACAAUUGGCAGCUUGUCAAAAGAUGAGUGAAGAAAACAAUAUGAUGGUAUCAAAUCGCGCAUCAAUGUUUAUGCCUCAAAUGAACAUGCAUAUGAAUGAUCCAACUGCUAAUCAUAUGGAUGUAUUUGAGAUGCAAAUGCAACAGCAACAACAGAAAUGGCACAAAGAAACUAAAUCUAUGAAUUUAAAGAUGAUGCAACAACAACAACAACAACAACAGCAACAACAUGAUAGGAUGCAAGAAAAUUUGAUUAAAAGAACUGAUUCUGGCAUGGAAAAUAUGAUGAAUAAUAUGAAUCAACAAGUAAUGAAGAACUUUGCGGCUAUGCAAAAAAGUCCAGGAAAUUUUGUUCCAAUGCAGCCUCAUAUGGGUCCACAGCAACAACAACCUCCACCUCCGCAACAGCCUCAAGAGAACUUUAAUGCAUACAAUUAUGCAGAUCAUGCAAAUCAAUUUACUAGUGCGGUCAGUCUAUUCCCACCAGAUCUUAAUGUUCAAGUUCCAUUCCCAUCACCCGGUCAAGCAAUGUUUGCUCCAAAUUUCGCAAGUACAUUCACAAAUGCUCAGCAGCAACAUAAUCAAAAUAAUGAUCAUUCAAUGAUGAUGCAGACGAGCAGUUCUCAUAUUAAAUUAAAUAGCAAUGAAAUGACAAGCAGUAUGCAUUUUGGUCGACAGAAUAUUUGCCCACCAAACAUGUUUAAUCCACAACAGCAGCAACAACAACCGAUGCAUCCUAAUGACUUACAGAUGAUUCCAAAUAUUCCACCAAACAAUUCAAUGGAUUGUAGUAAUUUAAUUCAGUCGAAUUUAGACAAACCACAACCACAAGACAUUGCUAAGAAAUCUCCAUCAAAAUCAACGAGAUCAUCGCCUCGCAAUACAACUCCAAAUUAUGUUGGUGGAAAAACGCCACAAAAGAGUCCGUCAAAAAGUCCUAGACAACCAUCUACACCUGCAUCAAUAGAGUCACUUUCAAGACAAAAUAGUCAAAAAGGUAAAAUGACACCAACAACAAAUGAAGGUAAACAGAGAAAGAGUCGAUCAAAUAGCCAAGCAUCGCCUGUUACAACUCCAGCAGAUCAUCGAGCUGCAAAUAACAAGGCACGACAACGAGCUAAUAAAAAUACAAAAGGACGAUUUCCACAAAAUGCUAUGCCUUUUAUGCCAUUUAACAAUGAGGCUGAUUAUAUUGCAAUUGAUAAGAAACUCGUUGGAACUGUUUAUGACUUUAGUGCUGACGAAGAUUUUCCAACUAGCCCAUCUGUUGAGAAUUUAACAUUAAGAGCAAUGAGAGAUAGAAGAAAGUCUGUAGAUUUGUAUAAUAAGAUGAACAAGGAUGGAUCAUCACAAUCACCGAAGUUUAUGAAGAGUUCAUUGAAACCAACAACACCUUUGUCACAUCCAUUAGCAAUUAAUAAUCAUACGAUGCCAAAUACAGUUGUAAAUGAAUCUGAACAACUUCCUGUGACAGCUUCAAGCAUAACAAAUCUUAAUCUUGUUAACAUGCCUGGACCUGUAGACAUGAGAACAUACAAUUCAUUUGAUAAUACUAAUGAUAGUUACAGUAGUCAAUUAUUAGGUGCAUUUGCAACUAAUACAGUCGAUCAGACACUUAAUGAAAUCGACGAGGAACAAGAAAAAGAACUUCAGACAGCAUUAAAAGCUAGCAAUGAUAAACAGAAAACACCAACAACAAAUUCAACGUCCAAUGUUCCAAUAAAUAAUGAAAUUGCAAAGAAUACUGCAGAAGUAUCAAAUAUCGUCGAAGAGAGUGUUGAUUCUGAAGCAUCAUUUGCAAAAGUAUCACUUUCAGAUUCUCGUAAUCAAUUAAAACUUAAAAUAAAAGGGCCUCUCGCACAUCAUCAUGAUAUGCAAUCGCAGUCUGUGACUCAUGCACAAAUAGCUCCACAAACAACGUCGAGUGCGACGUCAUCAAAUCGUAGACAAAUGAGAAAGAAGGAAUUAUUGCAGCAAUAUUGGAAUCAGGGUAAUACAGAUCAAGAGCCAUUGAGUAUAGUAUCAAAUGAUCAACAAGCUCCAUCGAAUAUAUCAUCAAAUAGAGUUGGAGGAAUUCCAAAAGCAGUUGAUUCAAUGGGAUUAAGUUUAUUAAAGGAUGAGUUCCAAGAUUUUAAUUAUGCUGAAUAUAAGAAACGUAAACGUUUUGCAUUACGUGGAGUAGAUCCACUUGACGUCUAUCCAUCAAGUCUCGAUGUUUCUAAUGUAACUAAUGAAGUAGAUCCACUAGCAAUUGAUACAAGUACGAACAAUAAGAAGAGAAGUCGUCGUCCAGGUCGAGGAAAUCAACAACAGAAUCUUAUGGGAACACCAAAUCCACCACCAAAAUUAAAGAUUAAAAUUGGUGCUGAUAUCAUGGAAACAACUGGAAGUGACUUACCUCCGAAGAAACGUCUCAUUGCCCAACCCCCAAGUUACCAAGAUCUGAAACGUGAAUCUAUGAAUUUCCGUAAGCAAAUGAUGGAAGAGUUUAGUGAGCAAUCAAAUAAACAGCGUCAAAAGCAAGAGAAACGCGAACGAAAGGAAAAGAAGAAGCGCAAGAAGGAGAAAAAGAGAUCAGUUGAGAUUGUCAGUAAGCCGAUCACAGAAGGUGCUCCAGUCAAAUUAAUAUUAAAAAUUAGCAAUAAAUCAUCAGCAUCCCUCAACACAUCAGCAUCAUCUGAAACUAGUAAUAAGCCAAUAAUGAAUGAGCAAGUAGUUAAAUCAACACCACCACCAAUCAAACUUAAGUUGUCAAGAAAUUCAACAGGCAAAGGAGAAUAUAAUAUUCUAAAUACAUCAGCAUCUAAUGUUGUAGACAAACAUAAGAAUUUAGAUAUCAAUAAUUCUAGUGUCAAUAAUCAAAAUACAACAAGUGUGAGUAAUCCAAACAAUAAUAAUAAUAAUUUACAGCCUCCUAUAAUAGAUGCGUCAGAUAUAAAUGCAAUAACAACAAAGAAGCUCGAAGUGUCAUUAGAGAGGAUUGAGGAUAUCGAAAAGGCAAAAUCUGAAUUUUCCAAUAAACAAAUGAAAGAGACAUCAAAAGACGAUGUUGCAUCCAAUAAUUGUGAAGUAAGAUGAUGAAGUUUGAGAAACUUUAAAUAAGAAAAAGUAACUGAGAAUGAAUAAAUUAAUCUGUAUUUGUGUUUUCCAUAACAUAAUUAGUAAAAAAAAGAUAUGCAAAAAAAAGUCUUAACAUAAUUUAAAUGAAUUAUAGUGAACCACCAUCUCAUCAUUUCUUAUGUAAAUAGUGUAAAAAAAGAAGAAGUAAAAAACAUAAAGUAAAGAAAUCUAGAUUUUAAAACAAUUUAUGGAAAGGGCUUGAAACCGGAUGAAGAAAGAAACGAAAAAUAAUGAAAUUAAAUUAAGUUAUUGAAAAAAAAAGUAAAUCAGUUCAGCAUUAAUUAAUUUAAGAACAUUAUUAAUAUAUCCUAAAAGAAGUAAAACUAUAGUCCGAUAUAAAAAUAAUAAAAAAAUUGUUAAAAAAAUCGCUUUUAAUUCAACAUUAUUCAAAGAAACUAAAAAAAAAAUAUAUGCUACCAUUUUUUUUCAAUAAAUUCCUCACAAAUCAAAAAAAAAACAAGAAAUGAGAAACGUUAUGAGUUAUGCAUAAAAUCUCUCGGAUGGAAGUGGAUAAUAGACAAACACUUAACAGAUAUUAAAUUAUAUUUUUGAUACAAAACAAAAAAACAUAAAUUAUGUGUAUAUAUUUAUAACAAAAACGACGAUUAAAGAUGAUUUGUGAAAUUUCAUGCAAGGCAGAUCCUUUUUUAUCAUUUCUGGGGCUGGUUUUUAGGACUAUCUAAGGCAGCUACUCUAGUCAUAAAUUUUGUUUUGAUUCUAGAAUAGAGUGCUUUAGGGAGUCGUAGAAACCAAGCUCUAAUCCCUUCCAGAGAUGUGAAUACUUUUAUUAUCAUGUUUUAAGAGUUUGGAGAGAGUCUAAAGCUAUAAAACAUUUGAAACAAAUGAAAAUCUCUAACAUGUGGGUUUAAAAAAACUAGUUUUUAUGUAACUUAAUAUUUAAGGGACUUUAAUGGAGCUAUCCAUAAAAACAAGGUUUUCUAAACACUAUCCAUACUGUGCCCAUUUGUUUGAACAACCAAAUAGCUCAAGACGCCCUCUUCACGCUUAAAAAGUUAUACAUCAUUGAUAAACGACCCCCAAACUUCCCCUAUUUCGUUAUUAUUUCUGACACACGAGCUCAAAUAACUGCAAUCAGCUCUCAUGAAUUAUUUUAUUUUAUAGAUUCUGCCUUCCCUCUUUUACAUCUUUCCUUCCUUUCCAAAAACAAAACAACAAAAAAUUUUAAACUCUUCUUUUAUCAAUACUUAAUU
Chironomus riparius is the source of this 11746-nucleotide messenger RNA. The record is from the annotation of a GenBank genome assembly. Lineage: Eukaryota; Metazoa; Arthropoda; Insecta; Diptera; Chironomidae.